AUGUUCGACGCGUUCAGCCCCUAUAUCUAUAAGAAUAAGCUAGGAGUGAUCGAAAUAAGUAGGGCGAUGAAGUUACACAAAGAGGACAACUCAUUCAGUGAACAUCAAUUUGAGUUUGUGGUUCGGUUCAAAUUAGAGCUUGAAGUUCAUCUAUCCAAUUAUUUUGGAACACGAGUAAUGUUAGCGAUCUACGGCUCCACGUUGAAUGGCUUCGGUACACGUUCAUGCGAUGUCGAUAUGAGCUUGUCGUUCCCCGGUGAUCCUCCGAAAAAAGUAACAGUUGGUGGGGCAGUUUGUCCGGAUACGGUAAUGAGAGAGGUGGCCAAGGCGCUAGUGGACUAUCCUAAUGCCCGAGACGAACAGUAUAUUUGUGCGAAAGUUCCUAUUGUACGUUUCCGUGGGAAGGACUUGGAUAUCGAAGCGGAAAACGUCGUGCAAUGCUCUUGUCUUGAAUUUUUGAACACUGAAUUGAUAGAGGGUUGUUUUAGUAUCAGUUACCGGAAUGACUUGGCACUGCACAAUACUCAACUUCUUCGCCAGUACUGUAAAUGGGAUGAAGAUCGUUUACCUACGCUUGGAAUUUGGGUGAAAACGUGGGCAAAACGUUGUGGUGUUGGCGAUGCAUCGAAGGGAUCACUCUCAUCAUAUGCAUGGGUUCUGAUGUUAGUACAUUAUUUGCAAAGAACAGAGCCAAUCAGGAUGCUGCCGUACCUACAGCUUGUAAGUUUUGAAGAGACUCUUCCUGGGGAGGUCGGAGACAGGAAUUUUCUCGAAGGAUUUAGCGGCAGGGGGUGUGAAAAAUCCGGCGGAAUGCCAGUUGGCCAAUCGCAACGCGUCGGAAUUAGCACAUAUGAGUUGUUUGUGGGUUUUCUGGACUAUUUCUCAAAUCAUUUCCAGUAUGACGCUCAUAUAAUCCAAAUCAAUUUACCUGGUCAAGUUUCGAAAAGAGGCAGAUGGUAUCGAUGUCCAAUGGUAAUACAAGAUCCUUUUGAACUUGAUCAUAACCUUGCUCAAGGAGUCGAUGACGACAUGUUCCGCUACAUCCGCUCAUGCAUGAGACAUUCUCGAGCUGUGUUCAUGGAUAAAAAUCUACGUGCCGAGUUUUUAACAUCGAAAGGUUUUCGGAGAGGAGCAUUUGAAAAAGUGAGAAUGCCAGAUGAUCUGCUCCGAGAAUACGGCGAUUACUAUCGGUUACUUGUAGGUACAUAUAUCGGUUAUAGGUACAUCUACUUCAUGCAUGUGUACCGGUACAACAGCCUCCUCUACGUCAAUUUCAUGGACGUGACCGAACGAUGA
Haemonchus placei is the source of this 1296-nucleotide messenger RNA. Lineage: Eukaryota; Metazoa; Nematoda; Chromadorea; Rhabditida; Trichostrongylidae. The record is from the annotation of a GenBank genome assembly.